Molecule: messenger RNA, 3661 nt
Organism: Topomyia yanbarensis
Lineage: Eukaryota; Metazoa; Arthropoda; Insecta; Diptera; Culicidae
Gene: Ptp61F
Product: tyrosine-protein phosphatase non-receptor type 61F
Exons: 8
Coding region: 472-2208 (578 amino acids)
Biological process (GO): protein dephosphorylation
Molecular function (GO): protein tyrosine phosphatase activity
Source: RefSeq, a predicted model, not a curated record
AUCAUCAUUGUCGGAAGAAUCGGCAAAUGGAAUCAGAAACAAGCGCUGAACAAACAACGGUCUAGGUUGUAAAGGUAUGCUGUUCGCAAAUCCGUUUCCAGGUCACCGUGAAAUGAUGUGAAAUCGGUGGUUUUUGUGAAAAGUGUGCAUUUUUUCCUGGAGAAAUAGACUAGCAGGCGUAGAAGAGAAACAAGAAGAAAAAAGGUGCGAAAGAUUUUCGGUGGAAAAUAAAAGGGAGUGAACGAAGAAGUGAAGCAUCAGGAGUAUCAUCGGAAGAAUAAUAUUCGUAGUAAGCUGGAAAAAGUGCAGUGUUUAUGGCAUUUGAAUAAACUCCCGUCCAUGUACAAAAGUUUUUGUCAACCCAAGAAGCUGGGAAAGUGCAUUUAACCUUUCCUCUGCUGGGCCAAGGGGAUUAGGCCUAGGAGCAGACACAUUUAGUAGUUUCUUAAACUUCCAGGAAAGCGAGUCAGAAUGAGUUCCAACAAUACCACCAGCAGUAGUACCACAAACAGUAGUAACAGUAACAACGGAACGAACAGCAUCGAGGUCGAAUACAACGAAAUCGAAUCCCGCAAUGGCUGGUGUUCGGUUUUUCAGGAUAUCCGCGAGAAGAGUGAGCAGGAAGCACGGCAGAAGGAUUUCUCCACCAACGAGUCGAAAAAAUUGGACAACCGACGGCUGAAUCGGUAUCGCGAUGUGUCCCCGUACGAUCACUCUCGAAUAGUGCUGAAACGGGGCGAGACUGAUUACAUCAAUGCCAAUCUGGUCAAGAUGGAGCGCGCGGACCGGACGUACAUUCUCUGCCAGGGACCGCUACCGCUAACCGUCGGGCACUUCUGGUUGAUGGUGUGGGAGUACAAUUCCCGGGCGAUCCUGAUGCUGAAUAAGCUGAUCGAGAAGAAACAGAUCAAAUGCCACCUCUACUGGCCGGAGAAAAUUGGUGAGGAGCACAAGCUGGAACUGCCGGAAGUGCAGCUGGCUAUUGAAUACUUGAAGUGUAUCGAGUACAAGAAUUUCUGCAAGCGAACAUUUCGAUUAACAGAUAUGGAAUCGAGUAAAUCACGUGAAGUUGUGCAGUUCCAUUAUACAACGUGGCCAGAUUUUGGCAUUCCGAGUUCACCAGUUGCAUUUUUACAGUUUUUAAAAGAUGUUCGCGAUUCCGGGGCGUUGGAUAAAGACGUAGGCCCACCUAUUAUCCACUGCAGUGCGGGGAUCGGCCGGUCCGGUACCUUCUGCUUAGUAGAUUGCUGCCUGGUUUUGAUUGACAAGGAAGGCGAGGAUAAAGUAUCGGUUCAGAAUGUACUCCUGGAGCUGCGACAGUAUCGAAUGGGGCUCAUUCAAACUGUGGAUCAAUUAUAUUUUUCAUAUCAAGCCAUCAUUGAGGGUAUGAAACGAAUGAAUAACUCUUCAUUCGAAGAUUUCGAGGAACUAUCUGUUGUGGUGGCCAGUAGCCAACCAACCUCGGAUCAGGAUACAGAGAAUGACGAUACCCCACCGCCGUUACCGCCACCUAGGUCGCACUCGCUGACAAUCACCCAGAAGCCGCUGCCACUGAUUCCGAACAGUGAAAGCGUCCACGAAGAAUUCAUCAGUUGCCAGGAACGUGAUAUGGUCAACAAUCUGAUGAACCUGGAGAAGAGCAAGCAAUACGAGAUUAGCAAAGACCGACCGCUGCCGCCUUUGCCGAAAGAUAGCCCGCUGGACAAGGUACACGAAGCGAACAGCUCGGACGAUAGUGGCGCAUCCGGAAGUAGCAGCGAAGUGGACGAGUUGAUCGAGGAGAAUGACAGUGAUGAGGAAGAUGAUGAGGAGAACAAUAGUGAUAAUAUCGAAAGUUCGGUGCUGGAUGAAACGACGAUAACCAGCUCGUCGACGAUGACGACGACGACAACGAGCGCGGCGGCAACAGCCGUGAACAGCAACACGUCGACCUUGGAAUCGAACAAGGGUAGCGAGAGAUCAUUCGAUGCCAAUGCGACGCUGCCUCCGGUACCGAACGGAGUUGAUGGGAAUAGUGCUGGCGAGGAGGGAGCUUCCAGCCCGGAAAGAGAACUCUCACCCAACGCCGAUCUGCGCCGCCGGAAGCGGCUCGAGCGUCAGACCGCAAUGGAGGAGAAAAUUCGCGAGAUCAAACGCAAACAGAAGGAAGUGGAGAGCAAGGCGGCGUCACCGAAAAAACGCAGGAAACAACAAGAAACGGAAAAAUGAUAUUUGCAAAUUCCGUGGAAAAUUUACUUUAUAUGUUGCAUUUAGAUCAGUUAUUUAGGGCCGAUGCACACCGUGGAGAAACUCCUAGUCUAACUUUGGCAACGUUGCAUGGCGCGACUGUACACCGCAACCGAUCAUUGAAAAGCAACAAUCAGGAAAGGAAUGUUCACAAAGAGCCAAUUACUAACAAUAGGAUUAUAGGAAAUACGAAAGUUUACAACAAGAAACCAACAGCACUGACAGAUACACUAAUACACAUAAUGUUCUAUGACAGAGUAACUGCAUAUAUUCAUCAUUGCUACAGCAAACCACGAUAGAAAUCAAAGACUGCAUAAUUACUAACAAAUAAUACAGUAAGAAACACGAUUACAGCAGAACGAUUUGGACUAAUAAUAGACAUAUGCACUAUGAACAGUCAUUUAGUACUGGCCUAAAACAGGCUUGUCGGUUUCAUUCCUUUGACGUAACUACACACUAAUUUCAAACAAAUCCGCGAUCAAGUGGUCAGUGUUAAGUCAGACCGGACUAAGUGACAAAAUAUUGAUAUCGAGAAAAACGAGUUUAAAGUUUGAAUCAUAGCAUCAUUUACAUUAUGAUUGAAAAUUAUUUUUUGCCAUAUUUCUUGUUUAUUGUUACAUAUUUCAAAUCUGGUAAAAGUCGAAUCUAGCUGCCGAUAUCCUUUAGCCAGUGCUAUCAUUAUCUCAUUUUUUGAUGUUUGGCGAUUUAGUCCGGUCUGACUUAACACCGACCAAGUAAUCUCGUUAAUUUCCCCAAUUGUAUUGGAGAUCUGAAUUUCAAUGAACCCACCUGACGGAGUCGUCGUACAGCAGGCAUUCUCCAUUUUCGAACAAUUUGGAGACAUUGUAUUGAUCUUCUCAGUGGGACGAAACAUUGAUUGUUCAAGUGGGCAAAUAACAAUAUCUAAGGUGUAAAAGGAUUUUUGAUCGCAAUUUUAUUUUCUGAAGUGGGUAACUGCAACAAAGAGGAAGAGACCGACAAGACUACCUAGAAGUGAUUAAUAGAUUCGCUUGGAAAUCUGUACAAUAUUCCUACACAAUUAUUUGUGGCAUAACACUAGCAAUCAGGUAUGAACUAAAUAAUAGCCUAUAAGGUUCAGAGAUAAAUCAGAGAUAUCGCAAGGGUAGCAGUCAGGAUUUGAACUAACACAUAGACGGGCAUAAUUUGAAACUUUUUUCAAUUACUACAACCUUUGUUUAUGCAGUGUGGCCUGUUAGGUUAGUUGCUAGUUGAUUACUUCAUGCUUAGUUGAAACGAUGUUGAUAUUAUACGGUGAACAGUUUAUUUUCUCCCCUGGUUGGUUGUGGAUGUUAGUUUUCAAUAGUGCAUAUUGGUAGGAUGUGUUGCGCAUUAUUAGAUUUUUGUAGCAGUUAUUGACAUAGCAAAGAAAUUUGUAAAAUUAAUUGAUCGGUAAUAAAAGGUAUUAUUUAGUUAA